GAAUAUUUUCUUUCUUUUUUUUCAAUUCUCCGCGCGUUCAACUCGAUCAUAGUCUAAAACAAGCCAACGUAUUAUAUCUAACUCAAUCCGAUUUUCCUCUCUCUCUAUCUAUCUAUCUAUCUAUUUCUAUCUAUCUCUCUCUUUCUCUCUCGAAUCGACAUUUCUCACUCGAAAGAGUCGCCCAGUUUCCGGCAUUUUUUCUUCACGAAUCGAAUCCUACAAAUCGACGUCGCGAACUGGGUUCGAACGUACCGCAAUAUCGCUAUCACGUGCGUCGGAUCGUACAUUCUAUACGAGACAACACACCAAAUCGAUAAUAUCGCAUUCGUUCUCGAACAUCUAGCAAUCAUGACGUACAGAGUUCGAAAGUAUACGUAAAUAGGAUGUGUAUCAAAAAAUUGUUCUUACAAAGUCAGAGAUGAAAGAUCAAAUUUAUAAGUUUAUAUUAGAAUAACGAAUAUUACCUAUCUAUAAAUACGAUAGAAUGAAUAUUUGUCUCGUACAGGAAGAAAAAUGAAAGAAAACAAAAAUAUAAGACGAAAAUGAAAAGAUAAAAAAUAAGAAAAUUAAACGAUUAUUAUUUUAGUGUGUUUACGGAUGGUGCGUGAUAGUUCGGGAGUAAAGAGUGAGGACCAAAAAUAUUUGAUAAAGUGUGUCAUUGUGAAAAAAAAAAAUAAAGUUAUGUUAGAAUAUGUUUUAGGUUAUUAGUGUGUUGAUAACGUGUAAUGUUUUUGCAAGGAUUUUUUAUAAAAAAAAAAAAAAUCCUUAUCUUUAACGUGUUCGGGAUCGCGAACUCCGUCGUAGAUCCGUACGGCGGAACGGUCACGAAUUGUCGAGCGAUAAAUGAAUGUUGUUACGUCGGUUAGUCGUGAACGUGACGGUGAAGAAGAACAAGAAGAAGAAGAAGAAGAGGAUAAAGAGGAGGAAGAAGAAGAAGAAGAAGAAGAAGAAGAAGAAGAAAAAGUCGAGGCACGUUAGCAUCACUCGAUUUAAAUUCAUAAAUGUGCGAGAGGAGGAGCCCACAAUGGUGGCUCGAGUCCCGCAACAAGUUCUACUGCUACUCGUACUCGUUGCUGGAGCAUCCGCAGAGUCGACGCAGGAUAAAAAGGAUUCCAUUUUUUACGUUAACGUACAAAGGAUUACAAGUAGAUCGUCACGUUCCGUCUUGUCAUCAUCUUCAUCGAUGUCCUCAUCUUCGACAUCGAUCUCAUCCUCCUCCGAAAGGACUCUCCAAAGGAUUUUUCAAACGACACCCUCGAGCAACGUCGAUAAUUCCCAGAUAUUUGGAUUGGUUCAUGGAUCCUCGAGGAUGAUGCCGAAGGAAAAUUCGGAAAAGACACAAACGACUAUCCGUCUCAAGCAACCUGCUUUUACCGAAUCAUCCAAAAAUUUCAACAUUACCAUAAUAUCAGCGGAAGGAACGUCAAACGUUUCAAGAAACGUGUCAAUCAUUUCUACGAUGACUAAUAUAGUCCCAACUACUGAGAGUCCAAGAGUAUUAGCAAAAGUAUCUUUCAGGACAACAAGCACACCGAUGUUAUCAUCGUCGAAGGAUGACACAUUUCGACGUCGAAAAAUGAGAAACGCCGCGGACAAUUGCGAAAAAUUCUUAAUCGGCGAUGAAACUAAAAGAGAAUUCUACAGUCCCAAUUAUCCUAAUCAUUAUCUAAAUCAUACGGAAUGUAUUCGAGUUCUCGAAGCCGACGAAGGUAUGUUGCUAAAGCUGGACUUUCGUGACGAGUUCAAGCUCGAAGACAGUCCCGAGUGCCGUUUCGAUUUUCUCGAGGUGCGUGACGGCAAACACGGAUAUUCGAAUCUCUUGGGAAAGUUUUGCGGCUCGAAUUUCCCGCCUGAGAUCACUUCGAAGACGAGAUACCUCUGGCUACGUUUCAACAGCGACGAGAAUAUCGAGGGCAAGGGAUUCAAGGCCGUCUGGAGCAUGAUACCUAGACCAACUUAUCCCGGAGUGCCACCAGAGAUAGAACCAUGCAUAGUUAAUGUAACUGGUGAUGAAGCCAUAAUCAGCCAUAGCGAUGUCGAGGAUAAAAAAAAAGUAGCUGAGAAGGAGGGCAUACCUUUGGACUGUAUGUGGGUGAUAAGAGUGAAAGAAGGAUUGAAGAUACAACUAGCAUUCCCGGACUCGAAUCAUUUCAAGUUACAGAGGCCAAAUGAAUGCGAUGCCAAUUUUCUCGACGUUUUCGAAGAAAAAACAGAUCUGCGUUCACGUUUGAAGAACUUUUGCGGUAGCAUAGCCGAUACGGUCAUAGUUAAAUCAAAUUUAGCUUAUGUCCGUUAUUACGCUGAACCUAAAGCAUUGAACAGCACAUUCGAAGGUGUCAUGACUGCAAUCAGGGACAAGGAUGCUGGUGAAACAUCAUGCAGAAGCGGAGAAUACGACUGCGAGGACGCGACCUGCAUCGCCUCGAUAUUACAGUGCAACGGAAGAGUCAACUGCCGCUUCCGGUGGGACGAAGACGAUUCUACAUGCGACAAACAAAAAUCAAGUAUCAUCGACUCUCAACACAUCGUCAUAAUACUUAUUGUUUUUUCUCUCAUCAUUUUUGGCAUGAGCUUCGCGUUCUUCUUCAAUUGCGUGCGGAAACUAAUUCGUGAUCAUCGUAUCAUUCAGGAACACAUAAGACAAUCUAGAGAGAAUCGAUUGGAUGAACUAGGUCGUAAAUCUACUCCAAGGCCACUCUCAACUUCGAGAACAGACAUAAGAGACCGAGGUAGCGAAUCACCAAGCUUAGAAGUGGUGCCGAGUAAAGAAUUAUUACCACCGAGCACAGUGAUACCAGAAGAAUACACGGUAGCUUAUAACAAUAAAAUCACUUACAAUGGUCGAGACAUGAACGACAUACAUCAAAGUAAUAAUGUAAGCAACGCGACUCAAGAACGUUUGCAGGAGUCAAACGACGAGCCAGAAAUGCGAGAUAAUUCGUGUCAAACUAGGGAAAGUUUGUUCGAGCCACGAUUAUCAGACACCAUAGUAACUCCAGCGUUCACGACUUUCGGAUUUCGGGGCUCGCAAAAUGGGACCAAUUAUCAUCGUCAUCACCAUCACCAUCAUCAUCAUCACCCGCAAAGUCCGCAAAAGUCACAUCCAAGUCCAUCGCUUUCGCAUCAGAGUUCUCAACAAUCUUCUCAACCGAGUUCGCAUCACCAGAGCAGUUCUCAAUGUUCGGGGUGUAGUCCAGCAUCGAGAGGGCGAGAUGGUAGUAUGGGUGUCUGUCCAAAGCACAAUCCAAUUCCAGCACCACCAGGAUGGUCGACGCACGAGUUGAGUUAUCCUCCUCAACAUCAAUCCGGGCAAUAUCAAGAAGUCGCAGACUAUCCUUCCUAUCAGAGAUUUCAAAGUCCAAAACCUAGCGGAGAAUGUGGUACCUAUCAUCAGUCUCCUAAAUUCGUCAGACAAAAUACUGUUGGUUCUGGUGAAAGGUACGGUAGUUCAGUUUAUGGUUCUGGUCAAAGUUCCGCACAAAUUUCUGGCCAUGGAUCGAGCAAUGUAACAUCGAGUACACAACACACGACGUCUUCUAAAUCCCAACAGCAACAACAACAACAACAACAGCAACAGCAGCAGCAGAAGCAGCAAGUCCCAAAUGACCCGAGAUAUAAAGCCGAAGCUAUCAUAGAGAUCGAUCAAAGGAGACCAUUCAGCAUAGAGAGCACAAAAUCUGCCCCGGACGUUAUAGCGACGCACUGACGCCGGGGCUGUGGGGAUUGGGAGCCCUAUAGGAGACGCCAUCCCCGUAAAAGCAUAGAAGACACUAAAGAAAUUGAAGAAGAAACAAAUAGCGAACGAGUUAAAGUAACUGUUGGUACUCAAAGUUCAUUGGACGAUGACACAUCGACCAAUUCGACGAUAGAACAAACUUCGUCCUCUUGAUCCGCGCAUCAAACUGUCGUAGUCGAUCCACCGGAGUCUUUCAUCGACGAAAAAGACAUCUCUAAUACACCGUCUAUAACUAUUUUACCUAAGACACAAAAAAUAAAUCUAUUCAAUGAACUCGCUCUAGCAAGAUUGUCUCCGAGAUUGGACGAUUUACCGAUCCUAAAACCACCCGGUGACUUCGGAGCGCCUGUCUUCAAGUGCAAAACACCUUCCCUAUCCUGGCAGCACUGUGGCUGUCCUUCUCAUUCUCAUUUACCAUCUCGAAGAUCGACGAUCACCUGGAGUGCCUUGAAACGUUGCGGACAGGACGCCUUUUAUCGCACUUGGCCUAAUCGAUCCGCUAAAAGGCUGCCAAGACCCCAGAAGAGGACCGUCGGUACUCAGAGUUCCUUCGACGGUGUUAGAUCAUCGCUUGGUACUUUUCGUUGCGUGUCCAGGUCGAUCGAUAUGACCACGACUACGAUGGAUCAGGAGAUUGGGGUAUCUAUACCUUUCUAACGAUGGAUUUAUAUGUUAUACUUUUCCGCCGAUCGUUUUUUCCAUGUUUUCUCAAACUUUUCUUUUCUUUAUUUUCUUCAUAUUUUUGCUUCUAUUAUUUUUUAAUUAAUCCUUAUCCUUGUUCUCAUAUCGAGUCUAAACGAAAAUGAAAUCACAAAUAUUCCACGUUGAGAUUCUCAGGAAGAGCGGACAAAUGAGAGAGAGAGAGAGAGAGAUAUCCAAAGAAAUGAUUUUCAAAGCAUUUUUAACGAUCGUCCAAAGGCUGUACGUAAAAAAGAAAAACAAGAAUAUCGCUCUUUCAUUCCUGUUACUGAUGUGAGAGAACAUCCUCGAAGAAAAGAAAUAAUAUCAUAUGAUCUGAAAGAUCAUGUCCGAGAUUCUAAUCGGCAGAAAUUUUCUAUCUCGUUGUUAAAUAAAGUAGAAAAAUUAAAAGCAUAUAAUUGAUAAGAAAAAUCACUGCCUUCGAUUCCUAAAAAAGAAUAAGAAGAAGAAGAAGAGUUAUACGAGAUCUAAUUUGCGAACAUUCAUGAGAGAGAAUGAAAAUACAAUAAUAAAAGAGAACGGCCUAAUUCGUAAUGGAAUUCUUUCGUGAAGUAACAUAUCGAGAGAAAGAGAGAAUGAAUUCGUUUCUCGACAAAAAUCGUCGAGCACCGUAAUUGCCUAAAUUUCGAAGGGUAAAAUAAUAAAAAAGAAACAAACAAACAAACCAAAAAAUAAUAA
This is a messenger RNA of Polistes canadensis, 5113 nucleotides long. RefSeq lists its product as uncharacterized. The record is from RefSeq and is a predicted model, not a curated record. The coding region runs from base 848 to 3706 and encodes 952 amino acids. The transcript has 10 exons. NCBI's taxonomy places the organism in Eukaryota, Metazoa, Arthropoda, Insecta, Hymenoptera, Vespidae. Gene Ontology annotation, molecular function: protein binding.